Messenger RNA from Ilex paraguariensis (yerba mate), 654 nucleotides. The record is from the annotation of a GenBank genome assembly. NCBI's taxonomy places the organism in Eukaryota, Viridiplantae, Streptophyta, Magnoliopsida, Aquifoliales, Aquifoliaceae.
AUGGGGAGUCUCGCACAGGUUAUCGCUGCACUAAGGGAAGCGGGCCUUGAAUCAUCGAAUUUAAUUCUUGGUAUUGACUUCACAAAGAGCAAUGAGUGGACAGGCAAGCAUUCUUUCCAUAGAAGAAGCCUUCAUUCAAUCAGUAACACACCUAAUCCAUAUGAAGAAGCCAUCUCUAUAAUUGGACGUACAUUGUCUCCUUUUGAUGAAGACAAUUUGAUACCCUGUUUCGGAUUUGGUGAUGCAUCAACACACGAUCGGCAUGUCUUCAGCUUUUACCCUGAUCACCGACCUUGUCAUGGUUUUGAGGAAGCUCUUGCACGUUAUAGAGAGAUUAUUCCUUACUUGAAGCUAGCAGGUCCAACUUCAUUUGCUCCAAUAAUUGAUGCUGCAAUUGACAUUGUGGAGAGAAGCAAUGGUCAAUAUCAUGUCCUUGUCAUUAUUGCAGAUGGACAGGUCAGUAGGAGUCCUGAUACACCACCUGGAAGGCUUAGUCCACAAGAACAAGCAACUGUCGAUUCUAUUGUUGCUGCAAGUGAAUACCCUCUUUCAAUAAUUUUGGUUGGUGUGGGAGAUGGACCAUGGGAUGCAAUGCAUCAAUUUGAUGAUAACAUUCCUCAGCGCGUGUUUGACAAUUUCCAGGUACUAUGUUAA